AUGAUAAAUCAGAAUAUGGAUAUUUUAAAUGUAAAGCCAAUCGAGUUAGAUUUACAAAGUUUAUCAAUUGCAACAGCUCAGAAUUCCGGACAAUGGGAUGAAUUUGAUCAAUAUAAAUUUGUUGAUGAAUCAGAUUAUGAAGAGCAACCAUCAUUUCAAAAGAAUUUAUCACAUGAUCUUACAUUUAUACUCCCAACAUUAGAUCAAUUAGAAGAUGUUACAAAUAAUAGUAAUGGCAAUGAAUUAAAAGGUAGAAUAUAUGCACACAAAAAUAUAGUAGCUAGAAAAUCAGAAUAUUUUAAUUUACUCUUAACCAAUGGUAUGAAAGAGUCCACACAACAAGAAAUCACAAUUCCAAAUAUAUCAGUUGAUAUCUUUUUUGAAAUUUUAAUGUUUUUAUAUACCUCAGAUUUAUCCGUUAAUCAAGAUAAUUUAACCAGUAUGUUUUUAGUCUGCGAUCAGUUCCUUUUAGAAGAUGGUAAACAAAUUUGUAGAGCUUUUAUUAAAUCAUUAGAUAACCCAACUUUAGAAAAAUUUUUAUUAGAGGAUAAUGGAUUAUGCACAGAGUUAGCUGAGUUAUAUAUUGAACAGGUUUGUUUCAAUUCUUCAUUCUUUUUGCAAAUUGAAAGAGUUUCAAAACUUGGCAAAGAAGUAUUAUUAAAGAUUUUAGAAAGGGAUGAUAUUCCAUUAAAAGAAAUUGAAAUAUUUAAAUCUACAAUCGAGUGGAUUAAAGUAAAUACAUCAAUAAUUAUAGAAGAACAAGACAAUAAUAAUAAUAAUAAUAAUAAUAAUAAUAGUAAUAAUAAUAAUAAUAAUAAUAAUAAUAAUAAUAAUAAUAGUAACACUACAACAAAUAAUAAUGAUAAUAAUUUUAUAAUUGAAAAACAAGAUAAAAAUUUAAUUUCAAAAUUAUUUCAUUUAAUAAGAUUCCCAUCCAUCGAAUAUAAUGACAUGAUAGAAAUAGUGGAGACAUAUUCAUCCAUUAUCCCAAGUCCACUUUUAUUAGAAGCUUAUAAACACCUUUCAAAACCAAAAUUAAUGCCUUUAAGUGAAAAAGAUUUAUUAAAUCCAAGAUUAUGUCCAAGAAAAAAAUCAAAUGUUUCAACUGCUCCAGGUGUAGAAGUAAUUUCAUUCCAGUGCUCUGAUCAUAAAAAUUGUUGUUCAGUUUCAUGGCCAAUUCACAAUUUUAGCAAUAUAAAAAGUCAAAAGCAUGUAAGCAAUUGUUUUGAAAUGUUUGGUUUAAAUUGGAAAAUGUGGGCUUAUCCGGCCGGUGAAGCAAAACAUAGUGAUAGUUUUUCCGUAUAUUUAGAGGCCGUUAGAGUAAAGGAAAAAGAAUCUUACGAUUUCCUUAGAAAUACUACUUUCUUUUUUGGUCUUGUAAAUCAAAGAAAUAAAACCCUCUGUCGUCAUUACCCUUCAUCUCCAAAUGUAUUAUUCAACUAUGAAAAAAGUGUAUGGGGUAAUGGUUUAAUAGAACUUAAAUUAUUAUAUGACAAAUCUUUAGGCUAUAUGGAUAACGAUACUGUUACAAUUCAAUUACAUAUUUUAGAAUGUAUAGCAUUAGAUGGUUAA
This is a messenger RNA of Dictyostelium purpureum, 1572 nucleotides long. RefSeq lists its product as uncharacterized. Gene Ontology annotation, molecular function: protein binding. The record is from RefSeq and is a predicted model, not a curated record. NCBI's taxonomy places the organism in Eukaryota, Evosea, Eumycetozoa, Dictyosteliales, Dictyosteliaceae. The coding region runs from base 1 to 1572 and encodes 523 amino acids. The transcript is spliced from 3 exons.